CUCAGGCUAAACCUAGCGUAUAAUUUCAUAAUUCUCGAGUUUUGGUUUCUUAACUAUACAUACGAUCUGCCUUUUGAGCUGGAUUAUUUGGUGGGAUUCUUGUCCAUCAAAUUGGUGCGCUCAUUGAGAGCUCGAGAAAUUCACUCAUGAGAAGACCUUCCAAAGAACAAUGGUGAAAACUCGAAGUAACGCUAAUCAGCCCACCGAGAACCCUCCUCAGGGAGAGACUAGCGCCACCGGAGGCCGCUGCCUCCCUAUCAGCGUGAUGGGGACUGAGGUCCUCAUCCAACGAAUCGGGAUCACGACUGAUCAGUUUAAGGAGGUGGUGGCGGUCCUGACCCCAAAUCAAGAGAUUGUGGUGGACGACAUCACUAGAGCGCAUGUCGGGGGGAAGGCCGGACCUGCAGAAUCUGAUAGGAAGAAGAAGAAAAAGACCAGGUGUUCUCAGAAGAAGAAAGAAAAUAAACCUAAUGGGAAAGCAAUGAUAGAGGACGAUCUGUCAAGGCUGGAUGAGGAAGGUGAGUCAUCCUCAUUCGAGCGGGCUUCCACCUUUGAUCGGCUGGGGGAUCCUAAACAGAAGAAGUCGCGAACCCUCGCGUUCGUCUGGCUGCAAGACAAUCGAUCAGCCUAGAAGGGCGACCUGAGAGAGAAACUCAGGGAGCGAAGGGAUCGGAGGAGUCCACGACGACGUCCAAGGCCCAUUUGGAAGGAAGGCGAAAGGCGAUGGUGGAAAAGGACGCAGUCGAGCUAUGGAACACGACCGACCGGCUGGAGAAGCAGUUGGACGCCUAGAAUCCCUAUCGCU
Molecule: messenger RNA, 805 nt
Organism: Cuscuta campestris
Lineage: Eukaryota; Viridiplantae; Streptophyta; Magnoliopsida; Solanales; Convolvulaceae
Source: the annotation of a GenBank genome assembly